Messenger RNA from Stegostoma tigrinum, 1080 nucleotides. Its product is annotated as glutathione S-transferase theta-1-like. Gene Ontology annotation, molecular function: glutathione transferase activity. The transcript is spliced from 5 exons. Gene Ontology annotation, biological process: glutathione metabolic process. The coding region runs from base 229 to 963 and encodes 244 amino acids. Lineage: Eukaryota; Metazoa; Chordata; Chondrichthyes; Orectolobiformes; Stegostomatidae. The record is from RefSeq and is a predicted model, not a curated record. Gene Ontology annotation, cellular component: cytoplasm.
GUUGGUGGGUGGAGCUCAGUUGGUGGGCAGGGCUCAGUUGUGGGUCGGCAAGGCUGACCUGGGGUGGCUGGGGCUCCUGUCCGACUGAUGGUAUUCACCUGAUAUGGGCGGACCUUAGCAUGGGUGGGUUAGUCCCAGGUGGUUGGGGUGAGCGGACUGGGCUCCCGGAGCUGUGAGUCAGUACUGUGUCAGGGCGGAAGCAGGCUGCAUUCCUCAUUCCCGGUUGGCAUGGCCCUGCAGCUUUACGUUGACCUGAUAUCCCAGCCCUGCCGCUCAGUUUAUCUGUUCGUUCAAAAGAACAACAUUCCCUUCGAGCUGAAAGAGGUCCAGCUGCUGGCAGGAGAGCAACAUUCGGAAGAGUUUCGGAAAUUGAAUCCUCUGGGGAAGGUGCCUGUGAUAAAGGAUGGGGACUUCACCCUGACCGAGAGUGUGGCGAUUCUGAAGUACCUGGCAUGUAAAUACAAGACCCCCGACCACUGGUACCCAGCUGACCUCCAGAGCCGCGCUCGCGUGGAUGAGUAUCUGGCCUGGCAGCACACAACUCUGAAACCACCAGCUGGGAAAAUCUUCCUGUUGCAGGCUUUAUUCCCAGUCGUGACCGGGGCACCAUGUCCCAAAGAGAAGAUGGUGGAGGCCCAGGAUGAACUGGCCCAAGCUCUGAAGAAUUUUCAAGAGAAGUUCCUUCAGGAGAAGCUGUAUGUUGCUGGCUCGAAGAUCUCACUGGCUGACUUGGUCGCCACUUCUGAGCUGAUGCAGCCCCUCGGCGUUGGCUACGACCCAUUGAAAGGUUCAACCACGCUUACUGCUUGGAGAGAUCGGGUGAAGGCAGCGGUUGGCACAGAUUUAUUCGACAAGACCCAUGAACCAAUCCUUACAGUCAUGGAAUCACUCAAAUCACUGUCCCAGAGCCAGCCCGAAGCUCUCGCAGUUAUAAAAACCAGCUUCAUCAAGUACUUCAAAUAAAAUGACAGAGUUCAGCACGGUGCAGUAAAACUACUAAUUCCAUCGAGAUCUUCUCAUCCCAUAUAGCCAUGUGGAUCUGCUCUCAUCAUAUGGAUAAUAAAUAUAUUGUUUAACCUG